Trichoderma asperellum CBS 433.97 is the source of this 963-nucleotide messenger RNA. RefSeq lists its product as uncharacterized. Lineage: Eukaryota; Fungi; Ascomycota; Sordariomycetes; Hypocreales; Hypocreaceae. The record is from RefSeq and is a predicted model, not a curated record.
AUGCUCGUCAUCGACGGCCUGUCGUCCAAUCUCAACGCAGCCGACUUUUAUCGGAUUGCGCCCAACGACUUGUCUAAUUGGCAGAGCGUGAUCAAGAAAGUCCAAAUGCAACGCACUCCAGAUUCCUUCGAACCACUUGGCCGUUACCUACUCACCUUUGGCUCGGCACAGGCUGCCGCAUCGUACCGUGAUAGGCUCGUCCGGCUGCAUAAACUCAACGGCUUCAAGCUGCGGUCUGCAAGUGGCCUUUGGGAAAGCAGCGUCCCGGCGGCUCUCAAAGUGUCUCUUACUUCUCCUUCAGCAGCAGCAGCAGCAUCAUCAUCAUCAUCAACAACAGCAGCAGUUACUGAAACCAUCAGUGAUGCAAUCGUUUCUUCUUCUGACUUGCCCAGCAGCACAGAGAGCGUAGUCGACUUGGCAAACUCGUUUACCAUUGCCCCUGGUUCUCUGGAAACUCUUCCGGUUCAGCGCAGAAAAGUUACCCUUGCGCGGCCGUGGGCGAAGCGUUUAGCCGGCAUGGUCGAGAACCUCGGAUUCGGCGAAGUGCCGCACGUGUUGAUGCUGGAGGUCUACCCGCCUACUCUGAGCGCUGGGGAGCUGCAUCAAUUCAUUCGUCAAGAUGGAGAAAGCAGAGGACUAAGGUGGCCAAUAUCGGCGCCUCAGCCUCUCAAGAUGAACAGUCCGGAGCAAGCUCCAACAAGAACAAGAGGCACAAGUAAAAGGGAUGUUGAUGAAGAUGAGGAGGGCGAGGACCAUGAAACAGCAUCCAACAAGCAGCCGAGCCCAUCAUUUAAGCUCAACGAUCGCGAUACAGAGGAAAAGCUCAAGGGCCGGUUCGUGCUGGCAUGCACCGAUGGGGCAGAGGCGAGGCGCUUUCAACAGAGCUGGAACAACAGAGCGCUGAGGACGCUGCGGCCGCAACCAGCCAGAUAUAUAGUUUAUGCAUCAAUAAUAAACUGGUAG